Molecule: messenger RNA, 949 nt
Organism: Vitis riparia (riverbank grape)
Lineage: Eukaryota; Viridiplantae; Streptophyta; Magnoliopsida; Vitales; Vitaceae
Product: probable glutathione S-transferase
Exons: 2
Coding region: 72-782 (236 amino acids)
Biological process (GO): glutathione metabolic process
Cellular component (GO): cytoplasm
Molecular function (GO): glutathione transferase activity
Source: RefSeq, a predicted model, not a curated record
CACUUCUAUAUUUAUAUCCUAUCAUCUGUCUUCCACUUCAUACCCACCAAGCUCUGAUCAAAGGCAUCAACAUGGCCAGUGGGGCGAUGCAGGAAGAGCAAGUGAAGCUGUUGGGCAUAUGGGUAAGCCCGUUUGUGAAAAGAGUAGAGUGGGCUCUCAAGUUCAAAGGCGUAGAAUAUGAGUAUGUGGAAGAAGACUUGAUCAACAAGAGCUCUCUUCUCCUCACCUCCAACCCAGUUCACCAGAAAGUCCCUGUGCUGCUUCAUAACGGCAACCCCAUCGUUGAAUCACUUGUUAUCAUAGAGUAUAUUGAUGAGAAUUGGAAGCAAAACCCCAUGUUGCCUCAAGACCCUCAUGAGAGAGCCAAGGCUCGCUUUUGGGCAAACUUCAUUGAACAAAAGAUAACAGAAGCUACAAGAACAGCAUUACUUACUGAAGGAGAGCAACAAGAGAAGGCAGUGAAGGAACUAAAAGAAGCCAUGGAAGUGCUUGAAGGAGAGGCUGCAGCCAAGCUCAAUGACAAGACAUUAUUCUUUGGAGGCAAAAAUGGUCUUGGGUAUGUGGACAUUGUGCUAGGUUGGAUAUGUAAUUGGGUGGAAGUCAUUGAAGAAGUUGGAGGGUUCAAGGUUUUGGACCCUCAAAAGCAACCACACAUUCACAAAUGGAUGGCCAACUUUGUGGAGGUGCCUCUCAUCAAGCCAACCUUGCUGCCCAAGGAGAAGAUGGUGGUGUACUUUCAAAUGGUUCGCCAAGCUGUUUUAGGUUUGGCUGCCAAGAAAUGAGAGCUUUGCACCUUGUUAUAUUUUAAUCUCCUCCUACUUAAAUCUCUUAUCUACUAUGUUUAUGUUUAGGGCUUGAUGAUGAUAAUGAUGCCGAUGACUAUGUAAUUUUCGAAGUUUGCUUUGUUUUUUAUCUAUUAAUAAAAUGAUUGAUGCUUGUGUGAUUUGAA